Molecule: messenger RNA, 4096 nt
Organism: Bombyx mori (domestic silkworm)
Lineage: Eukaryota; Metazoa; Arthropoda; Insecta; Lepidoptera; Bombycidae
Product: organic cation transporter protein
Exons: 10
Coding region: 1520-3223 (567 amino acids)
Biological process (GO): transmembrane transport
Cellular component (GO): membrane
Molecular function (GO): transmembrane transporter activity
Source: RefSeq, a predicted model, not a curated record
AUGGUUAAGGCGUAUUGUUAGUUUCAAGCUGGCAGGGCGUAUUAUAAACAACUCUGGAGUCGGUAGCGCGUAUUUCCAGUCUUGAUAUUGGGUGGCGGAGUUUAAUACGCUGUUUGCAGGAUAACCGAUGGAGCACCGUGGUUCAGAGAAACGUGGAUCUCCAUGAUGACCUGGAGCUUGACUAUCUAAAGUCGGCAUCAGUGCGCCACUUUGAGAAGGCAGCACGACACGAAAACCCUGGCCGCUGGAAAUUACAUACCCGAUCCUGCGGACCGAAUGGUAAACAGUCGCGUCGCCCUUAACAUGUCAUUUCGGAUCCUCCCGAUCCACUAACAGUUUUUUUAGGCACCUCAAGCACCGGUCACCGUUCCCGUCGAAUCCGUCGCUUGCGACGAAGGGCUUGGCGAGAAAAUUAACCGACAUACACAGCCCACUGAGUUACUCGCCGGAUCUUAUUAGUGGGUUGCGUUUUCGAUCCAGUGGUAGAUUCUGCUCUCGCUAGGGCUAGUAUUACCAACACCCUCAGGUUAGAGCCCCAAGAGCUCACCUACCCGUUAGGGUUACGCUGGUAUAGCCUCUCAAGUCACGUUGUGAUUCGUUUUCGUUACAAGAAACAGCAUUAGGCAGCGGCUUGGCUUUGCCCUUGCCAUUGCUGACGUCCAUGGGCAACGGUAACCACUCACCAUCAGGUAGGCCGUAUGCUGGUCUACCUAUAAGGGCAAUAAAAAUAAAUAAAGAAGCUAUAUCUCGAGUCUGGACUGUUGUAUUUACUUAUAAUCUAUAGCUGGGUACCGAAUUUGUGGCCCUGGUACGAUUGAUAUUAAGUGGUUACCUUAACCUCUAGUUAUCACAAUAUGACAGCUGCCACCUGCCUAGCGAUAUGAGGUGUAACUCAAUUAUACACUAGCAGUAACAUUAGUUUCUUUGAUAUCGGAUCGCAUUACAUCAGGUACAGUAGGAGUAGACAGGAUUGUGGUGUCUGUACAGCUUCACUCCCUGUACAACUACCCUCAUUCUAUCUUGUGUACUGGAUGUCAAGUGUUCCGGUGUGAGAGUCGGUCGAAGCCAGUCGACACGGUCUCGAUCGCGUCAUGAGAUCAGAUGCAGCCUGCAUCCGUGUGAUCGGAGACCGGCGUUGUUUAAUGUUGACAUGUGCACAUUUCACACAGCACAUUGUGUUUCGGAGAGCGCACGAUUCUGACGCGCCGCGCUCUUCACACGUUCACAACGUCAAGAAUGCGAGUCGCGUUUUAAUUUCAAUAUUUAUCACAUACACUAAGUGUUUUGUACAAAUUUAUUAGUAAAAGAUUUAUUGGUAAUUAUUUUUGUACUUUUCGAGUGGCAGCCAUGACAAAAGUUGUUCGAGUGUCUUGGUUAUUUUGAAUGUUUUCAAAUCGCGCAUACUUCGAAUGGACUCCAGUUUUAACGGUUCUCGGACCAAAAAUUCUGCAAAUAAAUUGGUAUGAUGGUGAACAGUGACUGCACAUUAAGGUGAAACGGGACGACAACCACUUACAAAAUGGUGGAGUCUCAAUUGUCGGACUCUUUCAAUCUAGACGGCAUCCUUAGUGAGCUCGGCAGCUUCGGGAAGUACCAGUUGCUAUUCUUACUACUGCUAUCAUUCAGAGAUUCCUUCCUGGCGAUGUGUAAUUUCAAUUAUGUAUUCACCGCUGAUGAAGUGAAGUUCAGAUGCGCAAUACCAGAAUGCGAUACACCAACUCCAAGUUUCAACGCUACGUGGACAGCAUUCGCUUUGCCGAACACAACCGAUACCUGCUACAGAAUGGCGCCUCUGCUAGAAGAUCGGUUCAAUAGAACAGGACAGAACGUGCAGUCGUUACCUAACAAAGCGGACCCGCCGUACACCUGCAGCCCUGAGUACUUCGACGCGAACAGAACAUUGGGCUGCGAUAAACUAGUGUACGAGGAUUACAAUAGCAUUGUUGCUGAGUUUGACCUCGGCUGCGAACCUUGGAAGAGGACGAUGAUCGGAACAGUCCAUAACCUGGGAUUAGUCUUCUCGUUUAUAAUAUCCGGGAUCAUAUCCGACAGAUAUGGCAGGAAGGUGAUAAUCGUUGGCACCCCACUGGUGGUCGGUGUGGUCGGGCUGGUCAAAUCGUUCUCAGUUAAAUACUGGAUGCUGCUCGUCCUCGAGUUCUUUGAGACGGCUUUUGGCUACGGAAAUGCUUCGAUGGUUUUGUCUCUAGAAAUGGUAAGCCAGAAACGCCGAGUCAUCUUUUCAUCAAUGUCAGAUGUCCUGUGCAGUCUAGGAAGCGCGUUUUUCGGGUUGAUAGCCUGGAUGGUGCCUUACUGGAGACAUCUCAUGUGGGCUAUAUACGCUCCCUUACUCGUGGUAGUUUUUUAUAUAUUCCUGAUCGACGAAGGCGUGAGAUGGUUACUGGUCCACAACAGGAAGGACGAGGCCGUCAGAGUCCUGCACAAAGUGGCCAAGUUUAAUAACAUAACACUCUCCAGUAAAGCUACAGACAUGAUGACUAAAAUAACAGAGAGGAACAAAACUAGUCAGACAGAGCCACCAGUUGAACAAGAGAGACUCCAUCUCCUUUCUCUUCUCAGUUCAAAGAAGAUCAUCAUUAGGGUGGCUAUCAUUUCGGUGUCGUUCAUCUGUUGCACCUACGUCUACAAUGGCACUAUCAUCACCUCGACCAGUGUACUCGGCAACAAGUACUUGAACUUCUCCGCUCUCCAUCUGGUGUCAAUCCCAACAAGACUGCUCACUGCGUACACCUUCACGAAGUUCGGAAGGAAAAUACCUAUUUGCGUCGCGUACUGUUUGUGCGCGGUCUUCUUCGUUGCUUCAGCGUUCGUCCCAAAAUCCUUCUACUGGGUCUCAACAUUGCUGUACUUAGCGGGUAGGAUGUGUAGUAGUUACGGAAUGUUCAGCAUGACCGUGGUAGCUAUGGAAGUAUUCCCUACUAAGUCAAGAAACUCUCUCACUAAUGUCGCCAACACCAUCGGCAGGAUUGGAUCUAUUUUAGCACCACAAGCACCAUUACUGGAAAAAUACAUGAGUGGUCUCUCGAGCAUCAUUUUUGGAAUAGUAUCUUUGGGACCAGCUUUACUAGCAUUCCUACUACCCGACACGAGUAAGGUUUCUCUACCAGACGACAUCACAGAAGCAGAAAACUUAGACGUACGGCCGGAAGAAUCUGACCCUACAUGUAGUGUUCCUGCAAGUGGGGAAUACAGGGAACGGUUUUGAGAUCACUACUCUUGUUUUAAGAUUGGUGCGAUCUUUGAAAGUAUACUUGAGGUGCAGCGAGUAUGCACAUGGAAUAGGAUUCGGUAUUGGUGGUAGCCCAUGCGUGUAGACAACAGUAUUUUACUCGUUUCUUCUCAAAAACUCAUAUUUCCUAACUUAAAUAGUUCGUUAAACGAAAAGCAAUAUAUAUGGAGAUCAUCUAACAUCUCCAGAUAGUAAUGACCUUCACAUUGCAUUGUCAUUCAAAUCUUCUUGUUCUUCUUUUUCUCCGCGUUAUCCCACUAGAUGAGGGUUGGCACAGCGAAUUUUUCUAUUCCAUACUCUUCUAUCAGCCGUCAUCUCAACACUCACUCCUCUCUCUCUCUCUCAUAUCGUCAUUCACACAUUUCAUCCAUGUUUUCAUCGAUCGACCUCUUCCCCCUCUACCUUGCACUACCAUUUCCGUACACCUUCUAAUCACAUGCAUCUCCUCUCUACGCAUCACAUGUCCAUGGCAUGCUAACCGUCCGCUCUUUAAUUUGUCAAUCACAUCAUUGUCAUUCAAAUAAUAGCUGUAAUUUAACCUUGAAAUUUGAUGCGUGUGAUAGCUUCCUUACAGAAAUAGACAGGCUAAUGGAGUCAGUCUGUGCAAGCUCAGUGUGCGCCCCAGGCAACUCCGCCUAAUAUUCAUACAAUUGAACGCUCGAUUGAUUAGUUCUCUGUAGUAGUAAUUAUGAUCUAUUGUUCCUUACGGCGGCUCCUACUAGCUACCACACAGUGAGUGAUGGUACCUGCGAUAUUUUUAAGUUACUCUGGGUAAAAGUAUGUUAAUAAGUUAAGUCAUAUUAUUAAGGUAUUGUUUUUUGUUUAUUUAAUAAAUUUUAUACGAAUUCA